AUGAGUUCGGAACCAGCAACAAAGAAAGCCAAAAUGUCGUGCCUCGAUCAACUAAAGUCGAUGACCGUGAUAGUGGCUGACACUGGAGAUUUUGAAGCCAUGAAGGCUUACAAACCCACCGAUGCCACCACAAAUCCUUCGUUGAUCCUGUCGGCAGCCGGCAUGGAUCAGUAUCAGCAUCUGAUCGACAAGGCUGUCAAGAGGGCUUCAGAGAGUGGAGGAAGUCAGGAUGAGAAGGUGGUUGAAGCUAUGGACAUUCUGUGUGUUUUGUUUGGAUGUGAGAUCCUCAAGAUCAUCCCUGGGCGUGUGUCAACUGAAGUUGAUGCUAGGUUGUCUUUCGAUCGAGAUGCGAGUGUGGCCAAGGCUCUCAAGCUGAUCAAGCUCUACGAGGAGCAGGGAAUCGAUAAGAAAAGGAUCCUCAUCAAACUGGCUUCAACUUGGGAGGGAAUUCAGGCUGCCAAAAUUCUUGAGGAGGAGCACGGUGUUCAAUGCAACCUGACCUUGCUGUUCUCCUUCUGCCAAGCCGUAGCUUGUGCCGAAGCCGGAGUAACGCUCAUUUCACCCUUCGUGGGCCGCAUUCUCGAUUGGUACGUCGCAAACACAGAGAACAAAUCCUAUCCAGCUGAUAAGGAUCCCGGAGUAAUUUCUGUGACACAAAUCUACAAUUACUACAAGAAAUUCGGCUACAAAACCGUCGUGAUGGGCGCCUCUUUCAGAAAUGUUGGCGAAAUCAAAGCACUUGCAGGCUGUGAUCUGCUGACCAUCAGUCCCAAGUUGCUUGGAGAAUUGGGAGCCAGUGCAGAUUCUGUGCCCCGGAAGCUCAAUCUCGAGUCAGCCAAGGAGGCAAAUCUCGAGAAGAUCGCCCUGGAUGAACCCUCCUUCCGUUGGAUGCUCAAUGAGGAUCAAAUGGCCACGGAAAAACUGUCCGAGGGCAUCAGAAAAUUCGCAGCUGAUUCACGCAAACUCGAGACAAUGCUGAGGAAUUUGCUCCAUGCAUCCAAGUAAAAAAAAUGCAAAGUUCAAAUUUUCAAAAUUCAAUCGUUUUUUUUCGGGGGUCUUGAUGGUCAUUUCUGUUUUAUAUCCUUUGAUCUGUUUUAUACCACUUAAUAAAGUUCUAUUGCCAUACUG
Phlebotomus papatasi is the source of this 1128-nucleotide messenger RNA. It is a transcript of the gene Taldo, whose product is annotated as probable transaldolase. Bases 1 to 1005 code for a protein of 334 amino acids. Gene Ontology annotation, molecular function: transaldolase activity. The transcript is spliced from 3 exons. Gene Ontology annotation, biological process: pentose-phosphate shunt, non-oxidative branch; pentose-phosphate shunt; carbohydrate metabolic process. Gene Ontology annotation, cellular component: cytoplasm; intracellular anatomical structure. NCBI's taxonomy places the organism in Eukaryota, Metazoa, Arthropoda, Insecta, Diptera, Psychodidae. The record is from RefSeq and is a predicted model, not a curated record.